Messenger RNA from Pungitius pungitius (ninespine stickleback), 7201 nucleotides. It is a transcript of the gene mical2b, whose product is annotated as microtubule associated monooxygenase, calponin and LIM domain containing 2b. Gene Ontology annotation, molecular function: FAD binding; protein binding. The record is from RefSeq and is a predicted model, not a curated record. The coding region runs from base 375 to 5780 and encodes 1801 amino acids. Lineage: Eukaryota; Metazoa; Chordata; Actinopteri; Perciformes; Gasterosteidae. The transcript has 37 exons.
GCUAAUCUACAACACUAGGGGGGUAGAAGACACACAGCGUCUAUCAUGGAGAACAGGUUGCUGGAGUGAACCGCUGAGCCCACAAUAGCGCAUUAACCAACCCCUGAAGCGUGUUUAAGACCUCCACCAGCGACACUACUCUUUGAGGAUAUAACCCGGACAACUCCAGCGGGACUGCUGCUCCCCCCCUCCUCUCCCCCCUAUGGACUCAGCGGUUUGAGCCGUUGACAGCCGCACUUUCCUCUCCCAACAAUCAGCCGCGUAUUACAGCACAAACAAGAGUCCUGCUCUGACAGGGUGGAAGGAGUGACCAGGAUAAGGAAGCAGGAGAGGAGGUAGAAGGGAGUGAACACUUUUUUUUAGCAUUAGAGCAGAUGGGUGAGACAGAGGACGAGCGCACGGCGCAGGCCGGCGUGCUCUUUGAGAACUUUGUCCAGGCGACCACCUGCAAAGGGACCCUGCAGGCCUUCAGCAUCCUCUGCAGGCAGUUGGAGCUGGACCCGCUGGACUACGCCAAUUUCUACGGGUCGCUGAAAGCGGCAAUCAGCACAUGGAAGGUCAAGGCCCUGUGGACCAAACUGGACAAAAGGGCGCAGCACAAGGUCUACAACCAGAAUAAAGCCUGCCAGGGCACCAGGUGCCUGAUUAUCGGUGGUGGUCCUUGCGGCCUGCGGACGGCCAUCGAGCUGUCCCUGUUGGGCUGUAAGGUAGUGGUGAUCGAGAAGAGGGACACCUUCUCCAGAAACAACGUCCUCCAUCUCUGGCCCUUCACCAUUCACGACCUUCGGGGCCUCGGAGCCAAGAAGUUCUACGGAAAGUUCUGUGCCGGCGCCAUCGACCACAUCAGUAUCCGCUACCUCCAGCUGAUGCUCCUCAAAGUGUGUCUUAUUCUUGGAGUGGAAAUUCAUGUCAACGUGGAGUUUGUCAAACUGGUGGAGCCACCGGCAGACCAGAGUGAUGACAGUCCCGGGUGGCGAGCCGAAGUCCACCCCCCCAGCCACCCCGUUGCUGACUUUGAUUUAGAUGUGGUGAUUGGAGCGGACGGACGCAAGAACACACUGGAUGGCUUUAGCCGCAAAGAGUUCAGAGGGAAGUUGGCCAUCGCCAUCACAGCCAACUUUGUCAACAGGAAUACCACAGCGGAGGCCAAAGUGGAGGAGAUCAGUGGCGUAGCGUUCAUCUUCAAUCAGAAGUUCUUUCUGGAACUCAAAGAGGACACAGGGAUCGACUUGGAGAACAUAGUUUACUACAGAGACAACACCCACUACUUUGUCAUGACGGCUAAAAAGCACAGUCUGCUGGAAAAGGGGGUCAUCAUGAAUGACUACGUGGAAACGGAGCGACUGCUGAGCCCCGAUAACGUCAACCAGGAAGCCUUGCGCUCGUACGCCCGCGAGGCGGCCGACUUCGGCACCAACUACCAGCUGCCGUCCCUGGACUAUGCCAUCAACCACUACGGGCAGCCUGACGUAGCCAUGUUUGACUUCACCAGCAUGUACGCCUCGGAGAACGCCGCCUUGAUCAGGGAGAAAAACGGACACCAGCUGCUGGUCUCGCUGGUGGGAGAUAGUCUGCUAGAGCCCUUCUGGCCCAUGGGUACGGGUUGUGCUCGGGGUUUCAUGGCAGCCUUCGACAGUGCGUGGAUGGUGAGGGGCUGGGCACAGGGCAGGAGCCCUCUGGAGAUACUGGCUGAGAGGGAGAGUAUCUACCGGCUGCUUCCUCAAACCACCACCGAGAAUAUCAGUAAAAACUUUGAACAGUAUGCCAUUGACCCCACCACGCGAUACCCCAACCUUAACUCCAGCUGUGUUCGCCCGCAUCAGGUGCGUCACCUGUUCAUUGAUGGCCAGCAGGACCUGUGUCUCUUGGCGAGAGGAGGCCCCACACGGAGAUCAGUGAACUUGUCUAGAAGAGACUCAGAGGUGCGUCCCGGCCGGCUUCUGACUUGGUGUCAGAAGCAAACUCAGGGCUACAAAGCCGUGAACGUCACGAACCUCACAUCCUCCUGGAGGAACGGCCUGGCCCUCUGCGCUCUUAUCCACCGCCAGAGGCCCGAGCUGAUCAACUACGACUCUCUGAACGAGGAGGACGUGGCGGCAAACAACCAGCUGGCGUUUGACCUGGCCGAGCGGGAGUUUGGCAUCCAGCCAGUGACGAGGGGGAAGGAAAUGGCUGCGGUGGCCGAGCCGGACAAGCUGCUGAUGGUUCUCUACCUUUCCAAAUUCUACGAGGCCUUUAGGAACUCUCCAGGGAACCCCCACGAAAACGGUUCCAGAAAAGCAGAUGAGAACAGUGAAGGAUGUCCAGCUCAAACCAACCACAGACUGCUGAACCCGCCUCAGCCGAUGAAGAGGACACCCAGGGAAGACAACAAGCCAGAAGACGAUUCCGUCAGCAAGAGGCGGCGAAAGGGCAACCACUACCUCACAGAGUUGUCUUGUCACAGUGCGCCCCCCGCUGGUGAGGACGGGGAGCUGCGGGAGAACAAGGUGCGCUCCAUGGCAACUCAGCUGCUGGCCAAGUUUGAGGAGAACUCAACUGCCAAGAUGAGCAACAAGUCUGAUGACCCAUCCGAUUCCUCCUCUUUUCCUUUCACCACGGCACAUCCUCUCUCAGAGGUUGAGGAUGAGGAGGAAGAGAGGGAAAACCCCCGUUUUGCACAGCCAAAGACCGCCCCCCCUCCUCCUCCUCGCGCUGCCCCUCGCCCUAAGUGGCAGCCCUCCGUCUACCUCCGCCUGCUAGAGAAUCCCAGUGCCGUCGUCCAGCACAGCGAUUUCUGCUACUGCCCCAAAUCCCCUCGCCCCCCUCAGAAUUGCUCUCCCUCCCCCUUGCAGCCUAAGAAUCCCCUCAGUCCCCCGCGCACACCGAGCCCGAACGUCCCUGAAUGCCACUCCCCGGAGCGCACCUUUCCCGACCCGGCGGCAGGCCGUUCCUCUGAGAGCGCGAUGCAGCAGCAGAACAAACAGUCCGGCCGGACUAUCAAAGAGCGGGCGGUCCUUCUCUCCUCCAUGUUCCCCGGGUCCAGCAGACCUUCUGCUCCUCACUCAGAAUCCCAGGUGAGACUUUCUACCCCUUCACCUGGUCAGUCCUCCACUACUUCUUCUUCUCCUCCUCCUCGUGCCUCUGUAUCUAAGAGCUCCAUUGUCCACCCCGUAGUCCACCCUGUCCCUGACCCCACUGCCCACGCCGGCUUCUCCUCUGUGCCCCAGUACACUGCUGGACACAAGGACAGGAUACACAAAGACUCCUCUAAGUGCUCGUCUUACACGGCCUCGGCCAACAGCGAAACAUCUGCCUUUUCCUCCACUUGCUUUGGAGAGAGCCUGACCAUCUGCGAUACUAACUGUGAAAAUGAGCACAGCACGUCAUCUCCCCGUGCAGUUUCUGUAUCGCACAAGGAAAGCUAUGAUGGGAUUCAUGAGAGUUCUCAGAAUAAUCUGGAAAGUAAGCAGGAGAAGGUCCACAAAACCACUUGCGACGCAUUUGAGAAAAUGGCAGAAAACCAACACAUGAAGUGCAAUGGGAGCUCUGCUCCUGAGAAAUCCAUUGUUUGCUCUGAGAGACGUCCGACCAGAGCUGCUAGUUACGUGAAGGAGCGUACAGUCGGAAAGGUUUCCUCCGCCAUAGACGCUAAAGCUCAGAAAUUGGCCGUCCUGUAUGAGACGGACCACAGGCCAAGUGCCACGCCGUGUGUGGUGCGGAAGGACUUCCCUCCUGGGCUCGGCGGUAGCGACGUCUGCCACUUCUGCAGCAAGCGGGUGUAUGUAAUGGAGAGGUUGAGCGCCGACGGCUACUUUUUCCACCGCGAGUGCUUCCGCUGUUACGUUUGCAACAGCACCCUCCGCCUUGGAGGUCACACCUUCGACUCGCAGGAGGCAAAGUUCUACUGCAAGAUGCAUUAUGCCCAGCGCCAGUCCGGCACUCACAUGGGGGGGUUGAGAAAGAGAAUGGAAGACCAACGGGGCGCCAACAACUCGUCGCUGGACGGCGGGGGCUUCUCGAUGACGGGAGGCCUCCAGCUGCAACCCCCAGGCGCAGCUUCCAGCUUGCAUCCAGAGCGGCUCAAAGAUCAGCCAGGAGCUCCCGGAGAAACGGAGAUGGCUGUGGAAGCGCUGGAGGCUCCCUGCAUAGUGAUGCCCACAACACAGGACCUCGCAGGGGCCAAGAGCCACAGCCAGGACUGUACCGCAGAUCACUGUAACACUAAACCGAAUCAUCGCUGGAGACGGAAGAUCAGAGCAACGUUCCCUCUGAUCUUCAUCAAGCACUUUCAAAGAGGCCUUCCUCCGGACAAACAGAGGCCCGAGACCGUCCUGGAAGCGGAAUCCGACUUUGAGGAGGUCCCUUCAGCAGAAAAACCAGCUAACUCGGACAGCAGUUCAGUGACAUCCGCAGAUACCCAGAUGAGCGAGGAGCACCUGACCAAAAAGCCCUCCAACUCUUCCACCCCAAAGAAGCGCUUGAUUCUCUCCCUCUCUGAUAAAGAGAAGCUCCUAAACUGGGAAACACCGGUCUUACCGGAAGAAGCUCAAAUUAACCCCGAAGACGCAUAUCGACCACAAACUCAGGUACGAGCAGAGGCAGCAGCAGAUAAGCUUCAGACGGACUUGAACCAGAUUGUGGAACCAUUCCCGAGCCAGACGUCCCCCUCAGCCCUCGGGCGCAUAGCAAACGCCUUCAGGAGGACAUUUAGGACAAAUGCUUCCAGCAGGUCCAACCAUGCGGUCCCGAUGAGGGCCAAAUGGGACGGCCCCCGCAAACGGAGGCCCGUGUCAGAGGGAGCGUUGAGCUUGAGCUCUCUCUUCACUGCCGAUGGGCCGCAGCCACACGGAGAUGAGAAGAGGGUCAGCAAGUGCAAAGCGCACGGGGGGUCUAUACGGGCCAAUCCGUGGGGGUCCGAGCAGGACUUGCCCUCUCUGUUGCAGCAAGUGUCCCUGAAGGGCCGCAGGAACUUCAGAGGGAUGUUCUCUGACGACAUGGCCUCGCUGCCCGGCAGGAGGGUCAACCUGUUCUCGUCCCUGAGGCUGAGGAAAAGGGAAGGGUCCGAGGGUGAGGGGUCGGACCACGAGGCGCAGAAGGAGAUCAGGACGAUACUCGCUAACCUCCGAAACAAAGCCUCCAGACAGCAGAAUCAUGAAGAGCCCACCUCUAGUGACGACGAAUACGAAUACCCGACAUCCAGUCAGAAGCCGUAUCCAGAGAGACAGAGCAGGAAGCAGGAGAGGAUGGUGGCCCAGCAGGCGAAAGCAGAACAGCUGAAGAGGCUCCACAGGGCUCAGGCCAUCCAGAGACAACUGGAGGAGGUUGCAGAGAAACAGAGAGACGUGGAGGAGAGAGGGGUGACCAUCGAGAAGAUCAUCAGAGGAGAAGCGGAAUUGUAUCGGACUGAAGACAGCGAAGAGGCCCAGCUCUAUCAGUCCUGGUUUCAACUCGUCUUGGAGAAGAACAGAUUGGCGCGCUACGAGUCUGAGCUCAUGAUCUUUGCCCAAGAGCUUGAACUUGAAGACACUCAGAGCCGUCUGCAGCGAGAUUUGCGGCACAGGAUGGCGACAGAAGACACAAAGAAGAGCGCCUCCGAGCUGCAGCAGGAGCAGGUGAUGCUGGCAGAGAUCAUGAGGACAGUGGAGAGACGCGACGCGCUGGUGUCCGUGCUGGAGGAGCAGAGGCUGAAGGAAAGGGCCGAGGACAGGGAUCUGGAGGGCCUUGUGCUGUCCAAGGGCUACGAGUUCAACUGGGCGCCGGCAGACCACAGCUGGGUGGGAGGGGGGACGGCGGAGUGAAGGUAGAACAGGAGGCGGGAAAGGGUUGGAACGUGGCGAGGCUUAGCAGAGCGCCAUUUUUUUUUAAAUCAAAAAAAUGUUGGCAAUGAACUCCUCCUCCUAAAAAUACACAUCUAGAUCGUGUGGUGAGGAGACAAAAGUCAUGGAAGUCUUGAGUCCCCCUAAAGAGGACGGCUUACAUCUGGUCUUCCUUUGCUAAGCUUAAAGAUGGGUGGAUGAACGGAGAAGGAGCUGCUAGUAACAUUCAGGUUAUCUGACCUCUGCGCUCACAAGUGCUGCUCAUAAUGUGACUGAGUGCCUCUGAGAGGAAUUACUCAACACUUUCCUUGAUGCGUGCACAAUCAAACAUGUUUUGCUUUGUCGUGGACUGACACUUUGUAACUGUGUGUGUGUUUUGAGUUUUUUUUGUUAUUUUCCCACUUUAUAUUGGAAGACUUAAAUAAAAUGCAAUAGUAAUCCCACCCAAAUACUAAUGAACACCAGAGAAUCCCACAGUCACGUGUUUGUGGCCAGCUGGUAUGAUGCGCAUUUGCCAGGUGAAUGGAAUUUUUACCUUUUGUAGUAAUUAUUGAUACUUCAAAACUGCAUCAUGCGGCAGAAAAGUGCACAUGUUGAAAUGUUCAGGCAUGUUGAAUGUCUGGUGAUGUCACAGCUUUUUCUUUCAGAGGGCUGAAGGAAACAACCUGGAAAUGAGUCAACAUUUUUUCACUCUCAAGUCGAUUGUCUUUAGUAAGCUUUUUUGCAUCAAAAAUCAUAAGCAUGGUGUUUUGCCGGUCCAAAUGUGUAAAGUCUCAAACGUUUGUUUGCCGCGGAUAUUAUUUUCUACAACAAUCCAAAACAAUGUUUGUUACCUUAUUUUCUGCCAUUGAACCAUAAAAGCCAUUAAAAAAAACACUUGGGACGGGUUUAUCAGAGGUGCAAACAUGCUGACUCUUAAAGGUAAAUCAUAGCCAGAGAUGUGACAAAGUGUUGAUGGUCUGAAUUCUUCUGUAAUUAUCUACCGUCAUUUAAGAUUAGUGUUGCACUCUUGUACGGCCGGUAAGUCAAAUGAAUUAUGUGUUUGAUGAAUUUUAAACCCAGGACAAGGAUCCACACUUAUCAUUUGGUCUGUGGUCUAUAAAUAUUAAGUUUGUGUAUAUUAUGAAUUUAAUAAAUUAUGAAUUUAAUAAAUUGUGAAUAACUUAUGUUUUCAUGAUUGAAAAAGUUGUGUUCUAUACAUUUCGGUUUUAUGCUGCUGUCAACUUUUAAAUGGAUAAAAUUAAACAUGAAUUCCACUUUUUUCUGCUCUAAUCAUUAACUAUUCCUAUUAAUAUAAGUUGGGGUAGGAAUGCCGCUUUGCAAACUUUCUUUAACAUUAUCAUGGCCUUAGGCCUUUUCUGUCAACAUAACCAGGACAUUCUGAUGUACCAUUCCAAAAUAAA